GGAAAAGAAAAAUUGGUGCAUCCAUAGAUACGAGAGGAAGGAAUGUGAAAACGCGUUGUUUCUUUUCUCCUGCGUGCUUUUCUACUCGUCGAAACCAGGCUUUGUCUAACGCGACUCGCUCUCGUUCGAUUUCUCACUAUCGAUAAGGAUAAAUGCUAUUUUCCUAUUCUCGAACGCCGCAUUCAGUCGAAAAACGCGAUGUUUUACCUGGCUGUCGACGUUAACGUACCUGUGAAAUCCCAUUGUAAACGAGUAUCCAUAGGAUCGGUUUGAGAAUGAAAGAACGUUAAAGCGUUCCUAACGAAGGUACAAAACUGAUAAAGUUGGAAACGAUGGCAAGACGUUUGUCGCGUUUCUCAAGGUAUAGCAGGGUCAUGGUGUAACGCGAAAGAAGAUUGGAAAUCCGAGAGCGGUAGGCGAGACGUUCGGACAUCGGUAACGAAUGGCGGUAACGUGGAAAAUGUUGGAAAUGACGAUAUGCUUAGGGAAAAGACAGGUGGGGCGCAAAGAAAAAGAAAGGAUGGUAGUGCGGAGAAUUCGCCGGUGGCGAUGAAAAUUUUAUUAGUGACGCGUUUUAUCGGCCGCUGCUUUUCUACGGAGAAAGAAAGACGAGAAUAUGGAAGCGAGAAGAGAAGGAAACUGUUCUGGAAGAUUUCAGAGUGUUCCCCCUAGAAACGCGGUUCUGACUGGAAGACUAGGCAGGAGGGGAGAAGCCGUUUCCGCUUACGUUUUCCCGGAGAAAGAGCUGGUUGGUCGUCUCGAGAAUGACGGUACGACGGUACAGACGCGGACGGUACGAUGGGUACGAUGGUACGACGAAAGGAAAAAGUCCGAGAAGAGCCGAGGAAGAACGUCGAUAACGUUGGAAAAACGUAAAACGCGCACCGACCAGGAGGAAAAGGAAACGCCGCGUGUAGUAUAAGGAGAGGAAGAGAGGAGAAAGAGAGAGGGUAGAAGCUUGCCAUCGAGCGAACCGAGAAAACGGAGUGCCCGAGCGGUGGAGAGAGAGAGAGCGGAAGAGAGGAUAGGAUAGGAGAGCUGUGCAGAGAGGAUAGGAGAGGAGAGGAGAGGAGAGGAGAAAAAGAGAGAAGGGUGGCGGAGACCGUGGAAGAAAAGGGGCCACGAGAAAAUAGCGUCUUCGCCUCGUGGGGAGGGAACGAGGGAACGAGUAAAUGGAGCCAACGCGCGGUGAAAGAGGGAACGAGAGACGAGGAGGGUCGAGAAAGGAACGACGAAACGACCGAGGGACGAGGAGGGCCAGAGAAAAGAAAAGAAGGAGAUGGAACGAGAACGAUACGAGGGUAGAAGAAGAGGGGAGCAGGCGCUCGUCUACUCCACGAAUGGCAGAGAGACAGACGGGGAAAAAGAAAGAGGAUGGGAUCCGAGGGAGGCGAGGUGAAAUUGGACACAAAAAGCUCGAAGAAAAAUUGAGAUGAAUCGUGGAAGGGAAGAUGGAAGGGAGGAUUCUCUGAAAGGGAGAGACCAACGCAGUGUCCUUCUUCGAGACCGCGAAAGAAAGCGCGAACACACGAGGGAUGAACGUUCACCGAUACGAUAUAUUUAUUGCCAAUUUUAAUAAUCGCUAAGCGAGAUUCGAUCGCCCGCUCUCUGUGUAUUUCUGUUCGCGUGCGUGUCUCCAUCUGCGACACCCAAUAUAAGAACGUAGCUGGCGUUGCUGUUUUUGUUGAUCGGUGUUGUUGCUGGUUUCGUUACUGGUUUCGUUACUGUGACCGCUACUGGUGCCGCAAAUACGUCGAUCGUCGGCGGCAUGGCCGGGCAGCACUACUGCCUGCGCUGGAAUAACUAUCAGUCGAACAUGACGUCCGUUUUCCACCAACUCCUUCAGACGGAAGCUUUCGUCGAUGUUACCUUAGCAUGCAACGAAGCUUCUUUAAAGGCACACAAGGUGGUACUAUCGGCGUGCAGUUCCUACUUUCAAAAGCUUCUACUUUCAAAUCCCUGCAAACAUCCGACAAUCAUUAUGCCCCAAGAUGUGUGCUUCAAUGAUCUCAAGUUCAUCAUAGAAUUCGUCUACAGAGGAGAGAUCGACGUUUCGCAAGCCGAACUUCAGUCACUGUUAAAAACAGCCGAUCAGCUAAAGAUCAAAGGACUGUGCGAGGUACCUGAAAGCAGAGACGGGCCACCAUCGGUAAGUCUGAGUUCGCCGCCAAGAGAACCCGGUACUCCUAGAAUAAAUUUCACCAAGUUGAAGAGACAUCAUCCAAGGUAUAAGAGGCCCAGAACCACGUUCGAACCUCGCGCUACGGAUUCGAGGCAUUACGAUCGAUACAAAGAAGAGGAAUCGAACGAAAACUACGAUUGGGAGAACAAAGAGAAUCACAUAGACUGGCAACCCGAAGAUGAGGAGUGCACGGAGGCAACCGCGGGAGCAGUAGUCUUGGAAACUUGCCAACGUAGCAGUAACAAUAGUACCACUACUGGCACCACCAAUAAUAACAAUAACAACAACAACAACAACAACAAUAAUAACAACGCUAGCAGCAACGGCAACGGUAACAAUACGAGCAACAACAAUAACAACGGUGACAUGUUUUGUCAUACAGGCCUCGGUCAUUACGGUCAUCAUCCGGAUCCCGGAGAGGUUGACCUACCUCCAGAAACUCAACCUACACCACCAAGUGCCACGUUGGUCGGUACUACGAUUACACAUUUAAGGGACCCGGAUCAUCAUUCCACAGAGAUCCAAAAUUGUGACAGUGUAAAGAUCAAGUUCGAAACAUUGCACACGAUGGAUUCGUCGGACACGAUCGAUAUCGAUAGCCACAUGUCGGAUCGAGCGAGCGUCAGUUCAAAGAACGCGGCCGAUAGCGACAACAUGAUGAUGAUCACACCGGAGUUGCUUGGAUUAAUGCCUUCUGGAAGUUCGGUUCACUCGGAUUCCGGUGAAAAUAACUCAAGGGGUCACCCCGGACAGUCCAGCUCUCAUCAUCAUGGUUCGAAAUCGUGGACGCAAGAGGAUAUGGAUGCCGCUUUGGAAGCCUUACGAAAUCACGAUAUGAGCCUUACGAAAGCCUCCGCAACGUUCGGUAUACCCUCGACGACUUUAUGGCAAAGAGCGCAUCGACUGGGCAUCGACACUCCAAAAAAAGACGGGCCUACUAAGUCGUGGAGUGACGAGAGUUUAAACAGCGCGUUAGAAGCGUUACGGACCGGAACGAUAUCGGCGAACAAAGCUUCAAAGGCGUUUGGUAUACCGUCGAGUACCUUGUACAAAAUCGCGAGAAGAGAAGGUAUCAGGCUGGCUGCGCCAUUCAACGCAAGUCCCACAACGUGGUCGCCCGCCGAUCUAGAUCGCGCUCUCGAAGCGAUACGUUCUGGUCAAACGUCAGUACAGAGAGCUUCCACGGAAUUCGGUAUACCGACGGGAACCUUAUAUGGUCGAUGCAAAAGAGAAGGCAUUGAACUCAGUAGGAGUAAUCCUACACCGUGGAGCGAGGAUGCUAUGACCGAAGCUCUCGAAGCUGUCAGGUUAGGCCAUAUGAGCAUCAACCAAGCGGCUAUUCACUACAACCUGCCCUACUCUUCCUUAUAUGGUCGCUUCAAAAGAGGAAAAUACGAAGAACCAGCGGUGGGUGAAAUAUCGCAAGACGGUAGCAGUCCUCACUUUCAUCAAAGCCCGAGUCAAAAUCAUUCGUCCGCUGUACCCGAUCAAAUGCCGUACCAAGGCAGCUGAAACUUGCCUCUUUAUUAGAUUCGUUCCAGUUUAUUUCAAAUUUUUCAAUUUCUUGCUGCGAUUUUGCAAUUUAUACUCAACGUAUCGUUCUUUGAACGAGAGCGAACGACGAACGAUAACGAUAGUCAUCGACCAAAAACGCGUUUUAUCGUGUGAGAACGAUUGGCGAACGAAUUCUUCUCGACAAUUUAAAGCCGGAAACAGAAACUUGUGACAUCACGAAACAGUACGGUGACAACCGAAGGGUCGAAAUGUGACUAAACUAGUAGAUACGAGACAUGAUCAUCUCUCUCGAGGGAAUGACCGUGAAGGGUUUGCAGUAUUACAGAUGGAUUGUCGUAAGCAAAUAUUAUGUAUAUUGUAUGACUGUUAUGUCGAAUCGGAAACGUAGAUUAAUUAUAAUUUAUAAGAAUUAUUUAUAAAAAAGAAAAAGUGCUGUACAGUCGGAAUAAUACCGAUGAACCUACCGUAGUGUGUAAGUUGCCGAUGCGAUGGGCCAAUAGAAGACAUUCAAGAGAAGAUAUAAAACAUUCUAAGAACCAAUGUCUUUUAUGUUAGCAAUUUUGAUGAAAAAUUCUCUGUUAACUCGAUCUUCAUUUUCUUUUCUUUAUUGGUCGGCUACAUUAUUUUUAUAACUUUAUUAAAUAAAACUUUUACAAAAUUAUUCACUAUUUACCACACGAUCAAACACUAUAUAUAAAAGUAAUAAGAAGAUUUUGUUGAAAAACUAAAAUAGAUUCAAACUAAAAUAUAAACAGGUGCGUCGUUGCAUUUCAAAUCGUUCUAAGAUUCAAUUAUUUUCUUACGUCUCACCAAUAAUUUGUUCGGUGAGACGAUGAAAUAUUGUAUACGUGUUUCGAAUGGUUUUCUUUGCAUUUAUAUUUACAUUGCAAAGUUUCAAAUUUCAACUCUACGUAUACAACUCUAUUUACAUCAAGAGGAAGUAAAAAUAUUUUCAACAUUUUUUCAAAGAUAUGAAAUCAACAGAA
Bombus terrestris (buff-tailed bumblebee) is the source of this 4683-nucleotide messenger RNA. It is a transcript of the gene Psq, whose product is annotated as protein bric-a-brac 2. The record is from RefSeq and is a predicted model, not a curated record. The transcript has 9 exons. Gene Ontology annotation, cellular component: nucleus. Bases 1769 to 3694 code for a protein of 641 amino acids. NCBI's taxonomy places the organism in Eukaryota, Metazoa, Arthropoda, Insecta, Hymenoptera, Apidae. Gene Ontology annotation, biological process: regulation of transcription by RNA polymerase II. Gene Ontology annotation, molecular function: protein binding; DNA binding.